Messenger RNA from Charadrius vociferus (killdeer), 2550 nucleotides. RefSeq names its product solute carrier family 6 (neurotransmitter transporter), member 5 (gene SLC6A5). The record is from RefSeq and is a predicted model, not a curated record. Gene Ontology annotation, biological process: sodium ion transmembrane transport; glycine import across plasma membrane; synaptic transmission, glycinergic. NCBI's taxonomy places the organism in Eukaryota, Metazoa, Chordata, Aves, Charadriiformes, Charadriidae. Gene Ontology annotation, molecular function: glycine:sodium symporter activity. Gene Ontology annotation, cellular component: membrane.
AUGGAUCCAGCUUCUGUGAUCCAGAUAAAAGCAAAGCCUCAACCUCAGGUAGAUAAAGCUCUCCAGAGGAUUCGGAAGGCUGGUUUGGGAGAUAUAGCUGCUAACGAUAAAAGGGAGCAGCUGGAGGUUCGCUUUGCGGCUGUGCAUCCUCAGCCCUCAGCGACCCGAUGGGGACUUGCUCAUCUCUCGGGCUGCGAAAGAGACUGUCCUGAGCUGCAGAAAGAGCUUUUCGUACUUGCUGGGGACUUGCCUGAAUUCAGUGUCACCUACCCGUGUAUUUGUAAAGCUAAUAUUACACUGAUGGAGAAGGAUUACACCAGUCAAAGGGAUAUGAGCAAGCAGGUUGUGAACAGUCCUGAACCCAUUGCUCCUGGACCCAAUGAUGGUGCGGGAGUUGUAAGAGUCGGCCCCGAAAACGAACCGCAGAAUGCCCCAUCGCAAGCCCCUGCCGCGAUGUCCAGGCUUCCCCGAUCGCUCUCUAACGACAACAAAACACUUCCCUCCGAAGAACCUAAACCAAAUGAUUUUGAGAGGACCAAAGUAGGGAUCUGCAAGCUCAGCAGCACCCCGGUGCAAGCCAACUCCACUCUCCGGAGGGAAUCUGUGGAAACCUUUCCGUGCAAGCACACCCCGGGGGCAGGGGCCGUCGGGCAAGCUGCUAUCCCUCACUGCAAAAUUCCCGCUUUGCAAAGCACAGACGGGGAUGCUAAUCUAACCCUUGGUAAGAGCACACUGGAGCAAAACAACGCCAAAGGCGCCUGGGUGACCUUGAGCCAGAGUACCGUGGUAUUGGGCACAGAUGGCAGUACUUCUGUUCUUCCUCAGAGUGGAGGGGGUGCGUUUCUCAUCCCCUAUUUGAUGAUGUUGGCUCUAGCUGGGAUCCCCAUUUUCUUCCUGGAAGUCUCCCUGGGGCAGUUUGCUAGUCAGGGGCCCGUGUCUGUCUGGAAAGCCAUCCCCGCCUUGCAAGGCUGCGGCAUUGCGAUGCUGAUCAUCUCCGUUCUAAUAGCCAUAUAUUACAAUAUUAUUCUGUGCUACACACUUUUCUACCUUUUUGCGUCCUUUGUACCUGUGCUACCUUGGGCUUCCUGUAACAACCCCUGGAAUACACCAGACUGUAAAGAUAAAAACAAACUUUUGUUAGAUUCCUGCAUUAUUGGUGACCACCCAAAAAUCCAAAUCAAGAACUCCACUUUCUGUAUGAGUGCCUAUCCAAACUUGACUAUGGUUAACUUCACCAGUGAAGGAAACAAAACGUUUGUCAGUGGAAGUGAAGAAUACUUCAAGUACUUUGUAUUGAAGAUUUCAGCAGGGAUUGAAUAUCCUGGUGAGAUUAGAUGGCCCUUGGCACUAUCUCUUUUCCUAGCCUGGGUGAUUGUAUAUGCCUCCCUUGCUAAAGGAAUCAAGUCAUCAGGAAAAGUGGUGUACUUUACCGCUACGUUCCCCUAUGUAGUUCUCAUCAUCCUUCUUAUAAGAGGAGUAACUCUACCUGGAGCUGGAGCUGGAAUCUGGUACUUCAUCACGCCAAAGUGGGAGAAGCUGAUUGACGCUAUGGUUUGGAAGGAUGCUGCCACUCAGAUUUUCUUCUCCUUAUCUGCAGCAUGGGGAGGUCUGAUUACUCUCUCUUCCUACAACAAAUUCCAUAAUAAUUGCUACAGGGACACAUUGAUAGUCACGUGUACCAACAGUGCCACAAGUAUAUUUGCAGGCUUUGUCAUCUUCUCAGUUAUUGGCUUCAUGGCAAAUGAGCUCAAAGUGAAUAUCGAAGCUGUGGCAGACCAAGGUCCUGGAAUUGCUUUCGUGGUUUACCCAGAAGCCUUAACUAGGCUUCCACUCUCUCCCUUCUGGGCUAUAAUAUUCUUUUUGAUGCUUCUGACGCUUGGAUUGGACACUAUGUUUGCCACUAUUGAGACCAUAGUGACCUCCGUUUCGGAUGAGUUCCCCAAAUACUUACGUACGCACAAGGCACUGUUCACUCUUGGGUGCUGCGUCUCCUUUUUCAUCAUGGGAUUUCCUAUGAUCACUCAGGGUGGAAUGUAUAUGUUACAGCUUGUGGACACUUACGCAGCUUCUUAUUCUCUUGUCAUCAUUGCCAUCUUCGAGCUUGUUGGAGUGUCCUAUAUAUACGGGUUGCAGAGAUUUUGCGAAGAUAUAGAAAUGAUGAUUGGAUUCCAGCCAAGUAAAUUCUGGAGAGUCUGUUGGGCAUUUGUGACCCCGACUAUUUUAACAUUUAUUCUCUGCUUCAGUUUUUACCAAUGGGAACCGAUGACUUACGGAGCUUACCACUACCCGGGCUGGUCCAUGGUGCUCGGGUGGCUGAUGCUGGCCUGCUCGGUGAUCUGGAUCCCGGUGAUGUUUGUGAUAAAAAUGCAUCUCGCCCCGGGCAAAUUUAUUGAGCGACUCAAGUUGGUGUGCUCUCCACAGCCCGACUGGGGUCCGUUUUUGGCCAAGCACCGCGGUGAACGUUACAUGAAUAUGAUCGAUCCACUGGGAACCUCUUCCCUGGGACUUAAACUGCCGGUGAAGGAUAUAGAGCUGGGGACCCAAUGCUAA